This is a messenger RNA of Pseudovirgaria hyperparasitica, 2787 nucleotides long. RefSeq lists its product as uncharacterized. The record is from RefSeq and is a predicted model, not a curated record. Bases 261 to 2366 code for a protein of 701 amino acids. Lineage: Eukaryota; Fungi; Ascomycota; Dothideomycetes; Acrospermales; Acrospermaceae. The transcript has 2 exons. Gene Ontology annotation, cellular component: nucleus.
UCUGAGAAUAUGGAAUGCUUCCCUGUGUAGCCCACGUGACAGGGCACAGUAGCGCGGUUUUCUGUCGACGCGUUGAAGUGCUACGUCAGUGCUUAGGUAGCAAUCCCUCGAAAACUCAUUCUUAACAAUUUUUGGUUUCACUUGUAUUCUCUUGUGCUUGGGCACCGCGUACCCCUCGUUUUGUACUCUUAUGCAAUUCACCUUUUUGGCGCAGCGUUGGUUUUCAUCUUAUUCACCAAACAACUUCAAAUUCGUAUAAUAUGGCUACACGUUCAUCACGCGCCAAAAAGCGCCAGGCCCGACUCAACUUCAGUUCUGCGCCCUCGUCCUCUCCUAAAGCUACGGAGCUACCAAGUGCAGUCAGACAUCGUGCUGCAGCAGUGACCUACGACAGCUCUCCUCUCAAGAGAAAGCUUGCCGCACUUGACAGCGACGACGAAGAACAAUCAAAUCCUAAUUUCGGUACUCUCCCUACUCCUCCUUCACACUCAACGAGAGCUUCUAAACGAGCUCGUCGAUCGCAAGCGAAGAUCGAUUUCUCAAAACAUAUUGGAACAAAGGUGUCGCGAUCGCCUUCCCCAUCAGCGCCGUCCAUGAAGAGGAAAGUAUCACAAGGGAAAGCUGCGAAGAAGUUCAGGCCUGCGAGUGGGAUAUUCGGCAAGAAGCCCGUGGUUGAGCUUUCAAGCAGCUCCGAGUGCGAGGAAGAUAUUAUUAGGCCCCGAACUGCGACGCCGAAGAAGCAGACCCAAGUCACCACUAGGGGUUCCAGUCGGAAGGCGGCUAUCGAGGCAGAGGAUGAUGAGGAUGAAGACGAGGUACAAGCUCCGAGAAGUGCCAGACGUCUGAGACGGCCUACGUAUGAUGAGAGCAGCGAGCAAUCAGGAGAGCAAGAGCUCGACGACGAUGUUGAUACAGGUGCUAUCGGUGAGCCAGAAACUAGUGGCGAUGAAACUAUGAAAUCAUCACCAACAUACAAACCAAAGCGAAAGCCCAGUAGGAAGGCUGACAUGGGAUUCAUUAAUGAUGAAGAAACUGGCAAAGAUAGCAAGGCAGCUCCACCUUCGUCUAGAAUUCGAAAAGGAAUAAAGAAGAUGCUUGUUGAAGAGGAACAUGAGGAAGAAAAGAGAUCGAGCGCCGAGGAAGACGAGGAUGAAGAUGAUGACGACAAGAUUGAUGAGGAUGAAAAUGACGAUGAUGAAGAUGACAAGAUUAUUUCUAGCCAAAGAAGACGAUUGAGAAUCCCAAAUCGCAUAAGAAACUCAGAAGAGCUAGAAGACCUGAAAGAGGACCUUGAAUUUCUCCAAUCAUCUCCCCCACCUGAAUCAGCAGGCCGCUUGAGAAGCACGGGACCGAGAAAGCUGAAUCCUCGCGAGAAAGCUUUAGAAGCUCUGAAACGUCGCCGCCUUGGCAAUAACGCCCCAAUCCCAGAAGAGUCGAACGAGGAGGAAGCUUCAAGCGCAGAAAAUACUGCAUCAGACGUUGGGCCUGAAGACUCAAUUGCGGAAGAGGAAGAGGAAGAGCCAGAGAACUAUGACGCAGAAUUAGAAGGGUUUGUCCUCGAGGACGAUGAAGCUACGAUCGGAAUUCCCAUCGACAUGCCUGUGGCAUUUAGCGCCCACGCCCGACUGAAACCGAAGCAAUUGUUCAAAUAUGUGGUCGAGUGGAUGGUCCACAAACGGAUCAAUCCAGCAUUCGAGAUGAAAAAUGAAAUCUACCAACUUGCAUUUAACCGUCUCGACGAUGAAGCUCAAGGUUUGGGCGGCAGCAAGUACAAAUCAUCUAUUUGGAAUCGUGACUUUAUCAUGGCGCUCAACGCGCGACCUAAAAUCAUUAUCACAGACCUGGGUGGUGGUGCCGGUGGGAUUGAUCUCGGCGGAUGUGAGGCAUGCAACCGCAGCAGCCAUGCCGCAUCAUUUGUCAUUCGCUUUUCAGGAAAGCCGUACCACCGAAAGUCACUGGAAAAUGUCGCGGAUGAAACAGACUCGGAUGACUCGAAUUCAGACAAGGACGACGACGUCGAAAGAGAUGCGAGAGGUAACCCGAUACCGAACGAGAAUCGGGCCUGGAACGUCGGAAGUUUCUGCAAAGGCAACGCUGAGAUUGCGCAUACCCUGGAACACUGGCGGUAUCACCUAAACGAGUGGAUCGUUGACUGGCUAAACUAUGAGGGCUAUUUGGCACCAGAGAAGAUCGUGGCGAGAGACAAGUGGAGCAUGAAGAAGAAGGGAAAGUAUGCAGACAGAAUCGUGGAUGCGAUGGCAGAGGCAACGCCGAAUGAGAUUGAGCGUCUAUAUCACGACUUUAGGACACAGGUCAACGCAGCGAGAGACAACCAGCGUGGGUAUCAUAGUACCCGACGUCGAUGACAUGGAUGGCGCUCGAUGGAUCUUUGUUGGUGAGUUUAGAGAGUGGUGUGCACUUGUUCGGCGUCCUGUUGGGUUUUGUUGGGUUGUUGUGUGGGAACGUUGUGAUGCUGUGAUUGAUUGGGACUUGGACUUCUUCGUCUGUUGUCGGUCGACUCUUUACGAUACCCCUUCCCUCCUUGGCAUCACUGCCUUUGCACCCGCUAACGGAGAGAGAAAUAUGGCAUGGCUUUUUGGUACAUUUUACAAGCCUCGAUAGUGGUUGACAACGGAACUUUUGGAAUGCUUUUCCGCUGCUCACUCUUCCUGCCUUCUCUAUCUCGCCUGUUUACGUGCCGUGCUGUGCCGAUCAUGAUCACUUUCGCGCCUCUAUGAGUCUGACUACUCCUCUGUUUGCUCUGCUCUGCUCUGCCCCUUCUUAAGU